CCGUCGCUCCUAUCGCCUCCCUGCGCGUGAUUCAUUUGGACAUAGGUGUGCAGCGAUUAUGUGUCGCGCGACGCUAGAGGCAGCCUGCGCCUGCUUAGAAGCUUCCGGUUCACUGCUUUGAAGAACAUGAAUCGUGCGCGUGCGCCAUUCUAUAUAAAAAAUGUAACUUGGGCUAAUAGAUGUGCGACAAAAUCAUGCAGGGUCUAACCCUAAUCGCUUCAGAGGCCUCGGUGUUUCGUGCAAGAACAGUACGGUGCUCGUCCGUGGUGGAAAAAAGAAACUGCUUUUGUUGUGAUGAGCCAAGGGCUGUGUUCUCGGUGCGGUUAGGGUUUUGAGAGAGUGUCCUGUGCUAGAACCAUCAAUGACAAUGUCCAAGCCUCCGAGUGAUAACCUUACCACCUACAAGUUGGUCGUGGUUGGUGACGGAGGGGUCGGCAAGUCGGCACUGACCAUUCAGUUCUUUCAGAAACUUUUCGUCACGGACUACGACCCGACGAUCGAAGAUUCGUAUAUACAGCAUACCGAAAUUGAUGGCCAGUGGUGCAUUCUAGAUGUGUUGGAUACAGCGGGCCAAGAGGAGUUCAGUGCCAUGCGGGAGCAGUACAUGCGCAAGGGGGAUGGCUUCCUGCUGGUGUACUCGGUGACAGACAAACAGAGCUUUGACAACAUGGGUCACUUCCACACUCAAAUUCUUCGCGUCAAAGAUCGCGAUUCGUACCCCAUGCUGCUGGUGGCGAACAAGGUGGACCUGGUGCACCUACGACGAGUCUCGGAGGAGCAAGGUCGAGAGCUUGCUCAGCAGCUGAAGAUAAGCUACAUUGAGACAAGUGCCAAAGACCCACCUAUCAACGUGGAUGCUGCAUUUCAUGAAGUGGUGAGGAUAAUUAGAAACCAACCACCACAGCUGGAUCCGAAGCGGCGGAGAAAGUGGUGGAAGAACUCCCGCUGCAACCUCCUGUAACGAGCCUGCCGUGAGCCACUGGUGUGCCCUUUCCAAACCCUUCCAGCCCUUUCUUGCCUGGCUGGGCGCAAUCUUUUUUUUUUUUUCUCUCUUGGUUUUGCUGGUCUUUUGAGAUA
This is a messenger RNA of Rhipicephalus microplus (southern cattle tick), 1077 nucleotides long. Its product is annotated as ras-related protein M-Ras. Gene Ontology annotation, biological process: signal transduction. Gene Ontology annotation, cellular component: membrane. Gene Ontology annotation, molecular function: GTPase activity; GTP binding. The record is from RefSeq and is a predicted model, not a curated record. Lineage: Eukaryota; Metazoa; Arthropoda; Arachnida; Ixodida; Ixodidae.